AUGCUGGAUCCAUUGACUGAAUCAUCGAUAUCAUCCGGAGAGUUUCUUAUCUAUUUGUUGUUAUUUGGUUUCAGCAGCUGGGAUGAGAUUUCCAAGAUCUUGAAUAAUGCUGCUAUAUUAGGUGGGGCGUGGUUAAUAAUCAGGAUAAUCAUCAUCCCGAUCAGGAGACGGCCAUCGACAUCCAAUAACACAGUUGCAGUUGUAACAUACAUCAGUAGUCCUACACCACAACAUCAUUUCCACUUCGCUGUAAACAUUAUUCAAUCCGUUUCAUUGUUAAAUCAAACAAAUCGUAAUUUUCAGCCCUUUUUACACGAUCUUUCUGAUCGGAGUCUAAAAUUUAUCUAUUCUUUUUCUGCUCCUGUAUAUUUGCUCUCUGUGCAAUUUUUGAUUUUCAAAGUUUGGUAUAGCAGCAACUCUGCUCUACAAACUCGACUCGAUCCCUUAUCAGUUAUUGCAAUUUGCAAGUUAACUACCCCAAAAUCCACCAAUCAUUUGUUUUAA
Molecule: messenger RNA, 504 nt
Organism: Loa loa (African eye worm)
Lineage: Eukaryota; Metazoa; Nematoda; Chromadorea; Rhabditida; Onchocercidae
Exons: 3
Coding region: 1-504 (167 amino acids)
Source: RefSeq, a predicted model, not a curated record